Messenger RNA from Xyrauchen texanus (razorback sucker), 2272 nucleotides. RefSeq lists its product as uncharacterized. The record is from RefSeq and is a predicted model, not a curated record. The coding region runs from base 154 to 2259 and encodes 701 amino acids. The transcript is spliced from 10 exons. Gene Ontology annotation, molecular function: protein binding. Lineage: Eukaryota; Metazoa; Chordata; Actinopteri; Cypriniformes; Catostomidae.
AUAACAUACACAAACACACACACACACACACAGAUACACACUUGCCUUCUCAAACCAUAGUGAGUGACCCAUUGCCAUUGGCCAGGCCCUCCAGCCCUCUGCCUGUCCGACCUGAAGAACGAGACCAUUUGGGAAAGGAGAAAGAGCAGGAAGAUGGCAAUGCAGAGGUUGGUGUGGGGACUCCUGGUCCUGUGUGUGGCAGCCGCCUCUCCCCCCAGAUACACCCGGCAAGCAGAACUAGAAAAAUAUGGCAGCAACAACUAUGAUGUGGACAACCAGGAUGUCUAUGACAAUUACAUUGGAGUUAAAGAACCACAGUUUAAGAUUGGCGCCUUGGGCCCUGGAGAUUACAUUGACCAUUCAUACGAUGCCUCACUAGAGGAAGAAGAAGAGCCUGAGAAGGUGAUAUAUAAAGCAGAGUAUGAGGAACGGAAAACAGCUGAAGGGAGAGAAGACAAGACAUUUCCAAAAACACCUCAGCUUUUUCCAUCAGGCUUUGGGGAGUCAGGGACCCUGAUGGGCCCUAAUGCCCAGGGAGAGGAGGAGCUUCGCCUGACACCCAUUGACACCCUUCAAAUUUCUGGGGACAUGUUGAGUUCUGACUACAUGAGCUCUGGAUCUUCUGGAGACUUGCACAGUGCUUCUGGUUCUGGGGAGACUUUGGUUUCAAUAGGUUCUGGGGGCACUGAGCAUUCUGGUUCAGACAUUAUAUUUAUAUCAAGUGGAGAGGAGGAGCUCCACCUGAUGCUUGGACAUGAGGUUUUGAAAAAUCGUGAUGAGCCUGGUCCAAUUUCAUUAUUCGCUGGGCCACCUGAUCGAUUUGCCUCCAGGGUACCUGAGGUUCCUGAGGACUCUGGGGUGCCUGAGGUAUCUGGAGAGUCUGGGGCCUCUGGGGUGCCCGAAAUCUCUGGAGAAUCUGGGGCCUCUGUGAUGCCUGAUUAUUUUGUAGAGUUUUGGGAUUCUGGGGUGCUUGAGGUGCCUGGAGAGUCUGGGUCCUCCAUGGUACCUGAGGUGUCCGAGGCCUCUGGGGUGCCUGAGGUAUCUGGAGAGUCUGGGGCCUCUGGGGUGCCCGAAAUCUCUGGAGAAUCUGGGGCUUCUGGGAUUCUUGAGGUUUCUGGAGAGCCUGUGACUUCUGGGGUGCUUGAGGUCUCUGGAGAAUCUGGGGCUUCUGGGGUUCUUGAGGUUUCUGGAGAGCCUGUGACUUCUGGGGUGCUUGAGGUCUCUGGAGAAUCUGAGGCUUCUGGGGUUCCUGAGUUUUCGGGAGAAUCUUGGACCUCUGGGGAGCCUGAGGUUUCUGGACAGCCUGAGGUCUCUGGGGUGCCUGAGAUCUCUGGAAAGCCUGGGCCCUUUGAGGUGUCUGGAGGAAUUGAGAUCUUUGAGGCAUCUGGAGGGUCUGGGAUCCCAGAGGAAUUAACAAAGUUUGGAAAGUCUGAGGUUUCUUUGGAGUCUGGAGAGUCUGGGAGUCCAGAGGACUUUGGGGUGACUGAGGCCCCAGAGGUCACCACUGAAAUAUUACUUCCUGUCCUAGAGGAAGAGGAGGAGAUACUCCUAACUACCCUGGCCACUCCCCAGGAGGGGACUGGGGGUGAAAUUGGUUCAGGGGUACCUGAUAUUGACAUAUUUACACCAGGUAUGUCUACAUGUGUGCUGUGUACCUGUCUGGUGGGAUCUGUAUACUGUGAUGACAUGAAGCUGGACCGUGUUCCUCCCCUACCCAAAGAAACCACUCAUUUCUAUGCCCGCUACAAUAAAAUCUCCAGGAUCAGCAAGUCUGACUUCGCCAACCUGAAUAAACUAAAGAGGAUCGACCUGACUAGCAACGGCAUUUCCAAGAUUGAUUAUGAAGCUUUCUUUGGCCUCCCCGCUUUGGAGGACUUGAUAUUACGGGUGAACAGUAUUAGACAACUGCCUGCUCUGCCACCCUCUAUGACCCUUAUUGAUGCUUCUCACAACCAGUUGGGCAGCACUGGUAUCCAGAAAGAAGCUUUCAAGGACAUGCCCGGGCUACUUUACCUCUACUUGACGGACAAUAACAUAGACCACAUCCCAGUUCUUUUGCCUGAGAGUCUGCGCUCCCUGCACCUACAGAAUAACAAUAUCCAGAUGAUACACGAGGACACUUUCUGCAAUCCGCAUGAUUUAAAUGACAUCCGCAGUGCUCUGGAGGAUGUUCGCCUGGACGGUAAUCCCAUCAACCUCAGUAGAACCCCACAAGCCUACAUAUGUUUGCCACGUAUCCCCAUUGGUGCCCUUAUUUAAGCUGAGAAACUUG